GCCGAUUUUAGAUGUGAUUAACAAAUACGAAAUUGAAGUUAUAAUGCUGAAAACUUGACGUGUUUUGAUAAAUUCUAACACUUGAAUGACCUUGAUGUUUAUUAGGCUAAUCCUAAUUCAACUUUUAUCAAAAACUUAAAAUAUUUUUAGGUCUAAACAUACGUAGCAAUAUGUAAUUGUGAGUUGAAAAUCGUGUCCCAUCAUCAGUAUAUCAAAUCAAAUGAUUUAUAAUCGAACUUAUUAUGGGUCAAAAAAUAUUCUUUUCUAUAUGAACUUACAGGACAGUGAUAGUACUUAAAAGUUGUACAUGAUAAAAUCGAAAUUCUUACUAUCAACCAAUACCAUGAUAAACCUCAAACUUCCCAUAAACACACCAAAAACAAGACUAACAGAACAAACCAUCUUAACCCUCCUUAACUCCCACUGCAACACACUCUCAAAACUAACUCAAAUCCACGCUUUCAUCCUCAAAACCGGCCUCCAAAACAACCCCUUAAUCCUCACUAAAUUCACUUCAACUUCCUCUAACCUCAACUCAAUCCACUACGCCACCUCAUUCUUAUUCCCACCUUCCCAUACUACUUCUACACCCACCCCCUCCUACGAUGCCUUCCUCUUCAACACCCUCAUCCGCGCUUAUUCCCAAACACGCGAUUCUAAAUCAAAUUCCUUCCUCUUUUACAGAACAAUGCUACGUUACGGUGUUACACCCAAUAAAUUCACCUUUCCGUUUGUUCUUAAAGGGUGUGCUGGUAUUGGGAGUUUGAGGUUAGGGAAAUGUGUUCAUGGCUGUGUUGUCAAGUUUGGAUUUGAAGAGGAUGUUCAUGUGUUGAAUACGUUGAUUCAUAUGUAUUGUUGUUUGGGAGAAGAUGGGUUUGAGUUUGCGGAGAAGGUGUUUGAUGAUAGUCCUAAGAUGGAUACCGUUACUUGGAGUGCUAUGAUUGCUGGUUUUGUAAGAUUGGGAUGUUCUUCACGUGCUGUUGACUUGUUUAGAGAAAUGCAGGUUAUGGGUGUUUGCCCUGAUGAGAUCACAAUGGUUUCGGUUUUGUCUGCAUGUGCUGAUUUGGGGGCACUUGAGCUUGGAAAAUGGGUGGAAUCAUAUGUUGAGAAGAAAAAUAUCCCAAAAUCUGUGGAACUCUGUAACGCACUGAUAGACAUGUUUGCAAAGUGUGGCAAUGUUGACAAAGCUAUCAAAUUGUUCAGACAAAUGGACUCACGCACCAUAGUUUCAUGGACUUCAGUAAUUGCUGGUCUCGCGAUGCAUGGUCGUGGUUUAGACGCCGUUUCUCUAUUUGAUGAAAUGGUUGAAAAUGGGAUAACACCUGAUGAUGUUGCUUUCAUUGGGGUGCUCUCUGCUUGCAGUCACUCAGGACUUGUCGACAAAGGAAGAUACUAUUUCGGUUCAAUGGAAAGGAAUUUCAGCAUAGUGCCAAAGGUAGAACACUACGGAUGCAUGGUAGAUUUGCUUUGUAGAGGUGGGUUUGUUAAAGAAGCAUUUGAGUUUGUUCAAAAGAUGCCUUUUGAACCAAACCAGAUCAUAUGGAGAACCAUAAUCACCGCUUGUCAUGCAACUGGGGAACUCAAGCUUGGAGAGAGUAUCUCCAAAGAGCUGAUAAAAAGUGAACCGAUGCAUGAGUCUAAUUAUGUUUUGCUGUCGAACAUUUACGCGAAAUUGCGACAAUGGGAGAAGAAGACUAAGGUGAGGGAGAUGAUGGAUAUGAGAGGGAUGAAGAAGGUUCCAGGGAGUACCAUGAUUGAGGUAAACAAUGAAAUGUAUGAGUUUGUUGCAGGUGAUAAGUCUCAUGAUCAGUAUAAGGAGAUAUAUGAAAUGGUGGAUGAGAUGGGUAGGGAAAUCAAAAAGGCAGGGUAUGUGCCUACAACAUCUCAAGUGUUGCUUGACAUUGAUGAAGAAGAUAAAGAAGAUGCUUUGUAUAGACACAGUGAAAAGCUUGCAAUAGCUUUUGCUCUUUUGAACACUCCCCCUGGAACAUCAAUUAGGAUUGUGAAGAACUUGCGUGUCUGCGAAGAUUGUCAUUCUGCUACUAAGUUUAUAUCUAAGGUUUAUAAUCGAGAGAUUGUCGUCAGGGACCGCAAUCGCUUCCACCAUUUCAAGAAUGGUUUGUGCUCUUGUAGAGACUUUUGGUAAUUGAAAACGAUUAGAAAGUUAAAAAUUAUGUGUUCAUUUGCUGAAAAUUAAUGGUGUCUUCUACUGAUGUCAAUAUAUGGAUGUUGUCCUCGGUUGGCGACUUAUCCUACAAAGGCUAGAAAAUAUAAACAAAUUUUGUUGCUGA
Medicago truncatula (barrel medic) is the source of this 2291-nucleotide messenger RNA. Its product is annotated as pentatricopeptide repeat-containing protein At4g21065. Bases 308 to 2146 code for a protein of 612 amino acids. Gene Ontology annotation, molecular function: RNA binding; protein binding; zinc ion binding. The record is from RefSeq and is a predicted model, not a curated record. NCBI's taxonomy places the organism in Eukaryota, Viridiplantae, Streptophyta, Magnoliopsida, Fabales, Fabaceae. The transcript is spliced from 2 exons. Gene Ontology annotation, biological process: RNA modification.